AUGACGACAAGGACGAAUGAAGCAGUAUGGUACGCCUCAAAGGGCGACCACGGAACCGUAGGUCCUGCACCACUGCACCAUCCCGGACCAGGCCAGCUCCUUAUCGAGAACAAAGCCGUUGCCAUCAAUCCUGCCGACUGGAAGCUUCGCGAUGAAGGAUGGUACAUCGAAAGCUGGCCCGCUUGCUUUGGUUUCGACGUAGCAGGAGACAUCGUCGAGAUAGGCUCAGACAACGGCACGAACGAGCAAUCCCCAUUCCACAUCGGCCAGCGCGUCAUCGCUCACGCACUGUUCCUCUGGACCAAAGACUACGCCCACUCCGGCUUCCAGAAAUACACCAUCGUCCCGGCCAGCGCCACCGCGCCUUUGCCCGACAAUGUCACCUUCGCCGCGGGCUCAGCGCUUCCACUGUCCAUCGACACAGCCGUCCAUGGCCUCUAUGACCCUGAGUUCCUUGCGCUACCACUCCCAACAUCGACAACGAAGCAAAAUUCUUUGAACAAAACAAUCUUAGUCUGGGGCGGCGCCAGCAGCGUCGGCGCAUCCACAAUCCAACUUGCCGCCGCCUCCGGCCUGACCAUAAUCUCCACCUCCUCCCCCCGAAACUUCGCUUUCGUCAAAUCGCUCGGUGCAAGCCACGUCCUCGACUACACCUCCCCAGCCAUCAUCCCCGACCUCAUCUCCCUCAUCCAACAAUCCGGCACCCACUUCGUCGCGCCUACGAUGCAAUUGGUCGCCUCCGCGCUGGAAACAGCCGAAGCGCCCAACGUCACGAGCAGCAUGGUGUUGGCGCCAAAGGCGGUGCUGCCGCCAAAUGAAGAUAUAGCGAAAGCGAUCUGGCGAGAUUACCUGCCGGAAGCGUUGAGGAGUGGGACAUUUGUGCCGAGCCCGCCGGCGCGGGUCGUGGGCCAUGGGUUGGAAAGUGUGCCGGGAGCGGUGGAGGAGAUGAAGCGGGGGGUCAGUGCGGAGAAGUUGGUUGUCACGCUGUGA
Messenger RNA from Cyphellophora attinorum, 990 nucleotides. Its product is annotated as Zinc-binding alcohol dehydrogenase domain-containing protein cipB. Gene Ontology annotation, molecular function: oxidoreductase activity, acting on NAD(P)H. The record is from RefSeq and is a predicted model, not a curated record. Lineage: Eukaryota; Fungi; Ascomycota; Eurotiomycetes; Chaetothyriales; Cyphellophoraceae. Bases 1 to 990 code for a protein of 329 amino acids. The transcript has 2 exons.